AUGGCAGAAAUUAAUCCUGCGUUUGUACUCCAGUCCAUAAAACAGGUCUCAUUUGAGAAUAGGGAGGUCCCUAAACUACGAGACGAGUGGGACGUUCGUGUGCGCAUCGAGCAAACGGGUAUCUGCGGUAGUGAUGUACACUACUGGCAACGAGGCCGAAUUGGUGAUUUCAUCCUUGAAAGCCCAAUAGUCCUCGGUCAUGAAAGUUCCGGCACAGUCGUCGAGGUCGGCAGUAAGGUGAAGAAUGUAAAGGUGGGCGACAGAGUGGCUAUCGAGCCGGGCGUUCCAUGCAGACAUUGCAAUUUCUGUCGUUCAGGGGCAUACAACCUAUGUGCGGAUACUGUGUUCGCAGCAACUCCUCCGUGGGAUGGAACACUGCAGAAAUACUAUAUCGUCGCUGGUGACUACUGCUACCCUUUACCAUCACAUCUCAAUGCUGAAGACGGCGCACUGUGUGAACCGGUUUCCGUAGCUGUGCAGAUUUGCAAAGUAGCUGGCCUAAAAGGCGGCCAAACUGUGUUGGUGAUGGGAUGCGGUCCUAUCGGGGUUCUAUGCCAAGCUGUGGCAAAAGCAUACGGAGCAGCCAAAGUCAUUGGUGUCGAUAUUUCUAAGUCACGAUGUGAUUUCGCUAAAGAAUUCGCUGCAGAUGGUGUUUAUCUUGUACAAAAAUCCUCGAAUGAAGGAAUAGAUCCGGUAGAUGCCUCUAGGGCUCUUGGUGAAUCAAUCGUUAAGGAUUUUGGCUUCGGAGAAGGAGCCGAUUUUGUUUUGGAAUGCACAGGAGCGGAAUCGUGUAUACAGGCUGGUAUAUUCGCUGCUCGAAAAGGUGGUACUUAUGUGCAAGCUGGAAUGGGGAAGGAGAACGUCGUCUUUCCUAUCACUACAGCUUGUAUCCGGGCUCUCAACAUAAAAGGUUCUAUUAGGUACAGCGUUGGCUGCUACCCAGAAGCAGUUGAUCUCAUCGGCUCCGGGAAGAUUAAGCCUAGCAAGCUUAUUACACAUAGAUUUCAGUUCGAGCAAGCUGAGGAAGCUUUUGAGUUGGUCAAGGCGGGAGGAGAAAAUACUCUGAAGGUCAUCAUCCAAGGAGUCAAAUAA
This is a messenger RNA of Hypoxylon trugodes, 1092 nucleotides long. Its product is annotated as GroES-like protein. Gene Ontology annotation, molecular function: zinc ion binding; L-iditol 2-dehydrogenase (NAD+) activity. Bases 1 to 1092 code for a protein of 363 amino acids. The transcript is spliced from 4 exons. Lineage: Eukaryota; Fungi; Ascomycota; Sordariomycetes; Xylariales; Hypoxylaceae. The record is from RefSeq and is a predicted model, not a curated record. Gene Ontology annotation, biological process: D-sorbitol catabolic process.